Molecule: messenger RNA, 1213 nt
Organism: Arachis stenosperma
Lineage: Eukaryota; Viridiplantae; Streptophyta; Magnoliopsida; Fabales; Fabaceae
Exons: 2
Coding region: 126-905 (259 amino acids)
Source: RefSeq, a predicted model, not a curated record
UACACUUCUUUUUAAUCCCCUCUGUCUUUUUCAUUACAUCACUAAUCACACUCUACAGUACCCACUCCGUACGGCUCUCUCUCUCUCUCUCUUCAGUCACUAUCACUAACAAACCUGAAAGCACCAUGACCAUAUGGCCAACCACAUGGCUGAAAUCACACCGUAAAACCCGACCCGCAGAUCUUAUCCGAUCCAAGUCCUCAGGCUUUUCUUGCUCUUCCCUCAAAGACAUUGAAACCCUUCUCCAAUCCGAACCCAUACCCGAACCUGAUUCUCCCAAAUCACCCAAAUCAAUCUUCCGCCGCCUCCGCAUAACCACCUCCCUCCUCCGCUCCUUCUCCUCACGCUCCACCGUCACCACCGUCCGCCGCACCUCUCCGCCACUCCCGCCGGACUCAGACGCCGGCUCCGUGGUCGUUUACUACACUAGCCUCCGCAUCGUCCGCCGCACCUUCGAUGACUGCCGUGCCGUCCGCUCCAUCCUCCGCGGUUUCCGCGUCGCAGUCGACGAGCGCGACGUCUCAAUCGACGAUAGAUUCCGCGACGAGCUCCAUGCGCUCCUCGGCGGCGGCCGCCGGAGCAACAUGCUCCUUCCGUGCGUGUUCGUCGGCGGCGUGUACGUUGGCGGCGCCGAGGACGUGCGGCGGUUAUACGAGAGCGGAGAACUUCAGCGAAUGAUCGAACGGCUGCCGAGGUCGCAGCCGUACGCGUGCGAAUUCUGUGGAGGGAUGAGAUUCGUGGUUUGCGACGAGUGUUUUGGGAGCCACAAGGUUUAUUCAAUGGAGAGUGGGAUUAGAAACUGCAACUCUUGCAACAUCAACGGCUUGAUUAGGUGCCCUGCAUGUUACUUCGUGCUCCCGCGACCCACCAAUCGUGGAAGUCUAGAUCACCGCAAGAUGAGUUAGUAAACAAUGGAGUUCAUUUUCAAGACACUUCUCAGUUUGGUCAAUUGACGAUGUCAAUAAAAUUCACACAGCGCUCCAAUCAUUUCAGCUAACUUCUGUUGAGCGUUUUCUUUUGUUUGGUAUUGUGAUUUCUAAUGUAUUAUAUAAACUUUAUUUAAAAUUAAGAUGCAGAUUAGAUAACGUGGUUAUGGAUGAGGGACUAUAUUAUUCCCUUAAAUUAAGUAUUGGGAAUUUAUUUUUCCUUGUUUUAAAUUCUAAAUCUACUGGCACAUCCAUUGGUAUAAACCAGCAAAAGAUUAUUUAUGAUU